Myotis daubentonii (Daubenton's bat) is the source of this 1634-nucleotide messenger RNA. RefSeq names its product mitochondrial carrier 2 (gene MTCH2). Gene Ontology annotation, biological process: positive regulation of apoptotic process. The record is from RefSeq and is a predicted model, not a curated record. Gene Ontology annotation, cellular component: membrane; mitochondrion. NCBI's taxonomy places the organism in Eukaryota, Metazoa, Chordata, Mammalia, Chiroptera, Vespertilionidae.
CGCGCGCGCCGCGGGCGGGCCAGUGAUCCGGGACCGGCUUGGUCGCUAGGUGGCUCGGUCUGUCCGUCCGUCCGCGGGUGCCAUCAUGGCGGACGCGGCCAGUCAGGUGCUCCUGGGCUCCGGUCUCACCAUCUUGUCCCAGCCGCUCAUGUACGUGAAGGUGCUCAUCCAGGUGGGAUAUGAACCUCUUCCUCCAACAAUUGGACGAAAUAUUUUUGGGCGGCAAGUAUGUCAGCUUCCUGGUCUCUUUUGUUAUGCUCAGCACAUUGCGAGCAUCGAUGGGAAGCGUGGGUUGUUCACAGGAUUAACUCCAAGGCUGUGUUCAGGAGUUCUCGGGACUGUGGUCCAUGGCAAAGUUUUACAGCAUUACCAGGAGAGUGACAAGGUUGAGGAGUUAGGACCAGGAAAUGUACCAAAAGAAGUUCCAUCUUCCUUCGACCAAGUUAUCAAGGAGACAACACGAGAGAUGAUGGCUCGUUCUGCUGCUACCCUCAUCACACAUCCCUUCCAUGUGAUCACUCUGAGAUCCAUGGUACAAUUCAUUGGCAGAGAAUCCAAGUACUGUGGACUUUGUGACUCCAUAGUAACCAUCUAUCGGGAAGAGGGCAUGAUAGGAUUUUUUGCGGGUCUUAUUCCUCGCCUCCUAGGUGACAUCAUUUCUUUGUGGCUCUGUAACUCACUGGCCUACCUCGUCAAUACCUAUGCACUGGACAGUGGGGUUUCUACCAUGAAUGAAAUGAAGAGUUAUUCCCAAGCUGUCACAGGAUUUUUUGCCAGUAUGUUGACCUAUCCCUUUGUGCUUGUCUCUAAUCUCAUGGCUGUCAACAACUGCGGGCUUGCUGGUGGGUGCCCUCCUUACUCCCCAAUAUAUACUUCUUGGAUAGACUGCUGGAGCAUGCUACAAAAAGAGGGAAAUAUGAGCCGAGGAAAUAGCUUGUUUUUCCGGAAGGUCCCCUUUGGGAAGACUUAUUGUUGUGACCUGAGAAUGUUAAUUUGAAGAUGUGGGACAGGGACAGUGACAUUUCUAUAGUCCCAGAUGCACAGAAUUAUGGGAGAGAAUGUUGAUUUCUAUACAGUGUGGCACGCUUUUUUAAUAAUCAUUUAAUCUUGGGAAAAUGGAGGUAUUUGGUGUCUGCCUUUUUUUUGUUCUUUUUCCUAGCACAGCAUAAUUUACCACUAAUAUUCCCCCUUUAGUUAUUCUGCAAUUGUACAUUUUUGCUCCAGACUCUUUAUUUUACUUAAACAGGGGAAAAAAGUUGCAUUUUCCUAACUAUUGUCAUGUGAUUUGGCCUUAAUUCAAGGCUUUGUAAAAUGAAGAGUACAGUCCCAAGAAGAAAGAUAAAUACUGUAAAAUUUCAGAAUAGUAAGGCAAACUGUAUGGGAGGUCAUGAAUGACCUUUCUUUAGUACACCCUAAAAACUCAGCAGUAUCCUCCAGAAUUUGCCUCCCAUUAUAUGCUUCUAAGCAUUUUUUAUUAAUCCUGUCUCUCAUACUUCAUAAAAGGGACAAUCCAUUGCUAAAUCACCCUACAAAAUCUCUACAUGAAGCAUCCACACCUUCAGUCUGUUAUUGCAAAGUAAUAAAUUGUUGUCAACAGAAAAAGAAAAAAAAAGACAAUUAUAGAGAAUAAGCAA